Messenger RNA from Zea mays, 830 nucleotides. RefSeq names its product ARM repeat superfamily protein. Bases 112 to 762 code for a protein of 216 amino acids. The record is from RefSeq and is a predicted model, not a curated record. Gene Ontology annotation, cellular component: cytoplasm. NCBI's taxonomy places the organism in Eukaryota, Viridiplantae, Streptophyta, Magnoliopsida, Poales, Poaceae. The transcript has 4 exons.
ACUCAUUUUUUGCAGCUUGCUAUUCAUUCAUCUGAGAAGGUAAGGAAGGCGGUGGUUAGUGGUGUAAAAGGGCUUUUGUCUAGUUGCAGUUCUACAUUAAAAAGAACCAAGAUGCUACUUUUGGAAUGUUUAUGUGUUCUGGCAUGUGAUGAUGCUGCAGCUGUGUCUGAGGCUGCACAAGAUGCUCUUGAUCAUCUUUUCAACCAAGGCCACAAUCUCGUAACAGAAAAUGAGAUUUCUGAUACCUUUACUAGGCUGGUUGAAAGGCUACCACAAGUGGUACUUGGAAGCGAGGAGACAACCGCACUUUCACAUGCUAGGAUGUUGUUGGCUCUGACCUUUUAUGCUGGUACCCAGUUUCUGAUAAAUCAUCUUCACCGUUCUCCUGUCAUUGCUGCUCGUUUCUUUGAUUGUUUGGGUUUAUGCAUAGGUCAUAGCUCACAGUUUUCUGGUUCCAUGGACAAGCUAAUUGUAUCAAAGCCACUAUCUAUUGGGUAUCUUUAUUCAGUUGCUGAGUUGAAGAGUGGCGCCUAUUCUAAAGAUACAACUAACAUAUCUCUGCAUGCCACGUCAACAUCUGCAGCCUCCAAAAUAUCUGUUAUCCAUGAUAAUGCUUUGCCAAAUGCAUUACUUAGUACAAUUGAAUAUGAGUUGCCCCAUGUGCCUCCAUGGUUUUUUCAUGCUGGUAGCCAGAAGUUUUAUGGGGUUCUUGCUAGAAUAAUUAGACUUGUUGGCCUAUCAACAAUGUCAGGUACCUUGUGAAUUAUUUUGCUUGUCAAAUCUACGAUUCAUGGACUGUUCUAUUUUUUCAUGCUGAGUCAGUACUAAAC